This is a messenger RNA of Octopus sinensis (East Asian common octopus), 1590 nucleotides long. Its product is annotated as kinesin heavy chain-like. Lineage: Eukaryota; Metazoa; Mollusca; Cephalopoda; Octopoda; Octopodidae. The transcript has a single exon. Gene Ontology annotation, biological process: cilium movement; outer dynein arm assembly. The record is from RefSeq and is a predicted model, not a curated record. The coding region runs from base 1 to 1590 and encodes 529 amino acids. Gene Ontology annotation, cellular component: cilium.
AUGAGUAAUUUUACAGACAAAGCCAGAAUUGACUUCUGGAUUCGAAAGCCAAACUAUGGGAAGUACACGAAGAAGGCACGAACCCUGCCUGAUUUAUUAAAAGACAUUAAAUCAAGAAUUGAAUUAAACGAAAGAGAAGCUAAAUCUGUUAUGGAGUAUCUCGAUAAUUUAAUCAAAGAAAAUAAUACUAUCAUGGCAAAAUUAGUGGAAGAAAACCUUCUCAAGCGAGAAGAAUUGGUGAAAUCUUUGUACAAAGAUGUUCAAGAUACUUCACCUGCCGGAGAUAAUGGUGAAAUGGCACAGAAGCGAAAACAUACUCUUCAAGAAACUGUAGAAAAAAGUUUAGAUAAGUUGUGCCAUAAUCUCAGGAAUUUAAAUUUGACACAAUAUGUAACCAAGAAGAAAGAGGAUAGUAUGGAAGAUUGCAAUAAAAAAAUAUGCUUUUUUGAAAGCGUUAAACAAAAGCAAAGUACUUAUGAAGACAAUUUGCUUCAGCGGCUUCGUACGAUAUACAAUAGCUACAACAAAGUAAACUUCAAAUGGGAGAUGGCAUGUAACACUGUCGCUACUUAUAAAUAUUUGGUCAAUCAAAUGAAGAAAGAAUUGAUUAAUAUUCCUCAUGAGCUAGAAUUGAGUGAAAAGGGUUUGACUGAGGCGAAAAAGGAACUAGGAGAGCUAUCGAUUUUAUAUGAAAAUGAAGCCAAAAGAUGCUUAAAAGCGCAAACAGAAUUAGAAAACACAAAACGUCUUCUAAUCGUUGGUAAACAAACUCAGGAGUCUAAUUUGGAAGAAAAAAAAUUGAAAAAUAAAAAAUUGAAGACAGAAAAAUCUAAUAAAGAUACGGGUAUAAAUGAGGCCGAACGAGAAUUGAAAGAAAAUCGAAUGAUAUCUAUAAAAAAGGAACUAGAAGACACAGAGGUUAAAUUUACUAAACUUAAAGACAUGAAUGAAGCAAUAAAAUCAGAGCUUGAUAUUAAAAAGUUAGAUGAUUUACCCCCAAGAAUUCACUGGGAAAAUAGUGCCAAAGAGCAGUUAAUGGCUGCUAUAAAUCAGGCUCUUGAAACUCUCAUUUGCAAAAAAGAAGAAAUUCGUCACAUCAAAGAAAAUAUGGAAGCCGCUGAGAUUAAAAGAUCACAGGAAUUAGAUAAAAUGAAUGACUGGAUUUAUGAAAUCAGGAAUUUGUACCUAAUGGGCAAAGAACGUCAUUUCAGCGUACACAAACGGAGUUUGCAAAUAAAAGAUCUACUUGACCAAUAUGAAAGUGUGAAGAAAGACCUUUGUGACCAUAUUGCAACAGCAUUUCCGGUUGCAAUAAACAGCCAAACUCUAACUGAGGCAAAAGAAAAACUUGAAGACAUCAUCGAAGAAUUGCGGCCCAAGCCAACUAUCGAUACCAUAAUUUCCGAAAUGGAGGUUGGUGAUGGAGAAGAAGUAUAUGAAAUGAAAUUUCCGUUGGAUUACAUGGGUGCACAAGAUGAGAAUUUAGCCUUUGAAUUGACGGAGGCCCAAAACGAGAAAUAUAUUUCACACGCAGAGGCUAAAUUGAAAUCCAUGAAGAUCGUUGAAGAGGCGAAAAGUAGGAAAACCUAG